UGGACGAUGGCUGAAGUUCUUGCUGGACAACACUGCUCUGUCAAAAUUUGUAAACAGCUAGAUUUUCUACCAUUUACCUGUGAUGGAUGUGGUCAGAUAUUCUGUUUGGAUCACAGAAGCAAAGACGCUCACAGCUGCUCCAUGGUACUCGUAGACAAGACCCUACCAGAUUAUGAGGGACCAAAGUCCUACCCAUGCUCCAUGCCAGACUGUAAGGGGAGAGAACUGAUGGAAGUGAUCUGUCCACACUGCCAGUUGAAUUUCUGCCUGAGCCAUCGACAUCAGGUAGAACAUGACUGUGAAAAGUUAAACAGGGGCCCUCCUCCUGUGUCAAAAACUGCCGAACACGUGAAGCAAAUCUUAGAAGCCAAACAGAACCAGCCUCCAAAAGCCAGGAAAGGUCGGGGGCCAAAAUCCAGUAAGACAGCUGCCAAAGUGGCUCUGAUGAAACUAAAAAUGAAAGCUUGUGGAGACAAGGGGCUACCUGAGACGGAGAAGGUGUACUUUAAUGUGGCUCUUCCGCUAGAUGGACCUGUCAGACAUAAGGCCAUGUUUUUCUCCAAGACAUGGAGCAUUGGUCGCAUUAUUGACAACAUUGCGACUUUGUGUGACCUGCGUAACGACAACAACACAGCAGCUCUCAAGAAGCUGCGACUAUUUGAUGGAGACAGUGGAAGGUUGUUGUUAACAAGUGAGUGCGUGGACAGUUUUCUCAACAAAGAGGAACUUUUUAGUGGCUCAACAGUAAUAUUGGAGUAUGUGAACGAGGGCAUAGAUGUAAUAGACAAUACAGAUGUUUACAGGUAACA
Messenger RNA from Liolophura sinensis, 809 nucleotides. RefSeq names its product AN1-type zinc finger protein 1-like. Gene Ontology annotation, biological process: cytoplasmic stress granule disassembly. Lineage: Eukaryota; Metazoa; Mollusca; Polyplacophora; Chitonida; Chitonidae. Gene Ontology annotation, cellular component: cytoplasmic stress granule; cytoplasm. Gene Ontology annotation, molecular function: zinc ion binding. The record is from RefSeq and is a predicted model, not a curated record.